Molecule: messenger RNA, 4797 nt
Organism: Anarrhichthys ocellatus (wolf-eel)
Lineage: Eukaryota; Metazoa; Chordata; Actinopteri; Perciformes; Anarhichadidae
Product: mothers against decapentaplegic homolog 2-like
Exons: 9
Coding region: 99-1205 (368 amino acids)
Biological process (GO): positive regulation of transcription by RNA polymerase II; anatomical structure morphogenesis; activin receptor signaling pathway
Cellular component (GO): heteromeric SMAD protein complex
Molecular function (GO): RNA polymerase II cis-regulatory region sequence-specific DNA binding; DNA-binding transcription factor activity, RNA polymerase II-specific; I-SMAD binding
Source: RefSeq, a predicted model, not a curated record
UAUCGUGUGUGUGUGUAUGUGUGUCUGCCUGCAGCAAUUGCUCAGAUCUAUGGGGUCUAGGCUCAGGCCACACGAUAGAGCAGUGGGACUCCACAGGCAUGUACGGAUACCAUGACCACAGCAGGUCCCUGGACGGGCGUCUUCAGGUGUCUCAUCGCAAGGGCCUGCCCCACGUCAUCUACUGCCGCCUGUGGAGAUGGCCCGACCUCCACAGCCACCAUGAGCUGAGGGCCAUCGACUCCUGCCAGUUCGCCUUCAACCUCAAAAAGGAUGAAGUGUGUGUCAAUCCGUACCAUUACCAGAGAGUGGAGACGCCUGUGCUGCCUCCGGUGUUGGUGCCGCGCCACACGGAGAUUCUCACCGAGCUUCCUCCUCUAGACGACUUUACGAACUCCAUCCCCGAAAACACCAACUUCCCCGUCGGCAUAGACCCUCCUAAUAACUAUAUACCAGAGACUCCUCCUCCUGGCUACAUCAGUGAAGAUGGAGAAAACAGCGACCAACAGAUGAAUCAAAUCUCACCUGCAGAAAUGUCACCCGGCGCCUUGUCACCUGACCUCUUGUCACCUGUCAAUCACGCUCUGGACCUUCAGCCGGUUACCUACAGCGAACCAGCUUUCUGGUGCUCGAUAGCCUACUAUGAGCUGAACCAGCGGGUGGGAGAGACGUUCCACGCCUCACAGCCGUCUCUGACGGUCGAUGGCUUCACCGACCCCUCAAACUCUGAACGCUUCUGUCUCGGGCUUCUCAGCAAUGUCAACAGGAACGCAACCGUUGAAAUGACGAGGAGACAUAUAGGUCGCGGUGUACGGUUGUAUUACAUCGGAGGGGAGGUGUUUGCCGAGUGCCUCAGCGACAGCGCCAUUUUUGUCCAGAGUCCCAACUGCAACCAGCGAUACGGCUGGCACCCUGCCACAGUCUGCAAGAUACCGCCAGGGUGUAAUCUGAAGAUUUUUAACAACCAGGAGUUUGCUGCACUGCUGGCCCAGUCAGUCAAUCAGGGAUUUGAGGCCGUCUACCAACUAACCAGGAUGUGCACCAUCAGAAUGAGCUUCGUCAAGGGCUGGGGAGCAGAGUACAGACGUCAGACGGUAACCAGCACUCCCUGUUGGAUUGAGCUGCACCUCAAUGGCCCCCUCCAGUGGCUGGAUAAGGUGCUGACCCAGAUGGGUUCACCGUCGGUGCGCUGCUCCAGCAUGUCCUAAACGGGUUUCUGCUGCCGCCGCAAAGCCGAUCUGACAUUUCACAACAUCUGACCGGUAUGUCCUGAGGGAAGACCACCGUGCGGUCUUGAUCUGACGCACCAACAACAUUAUCAUAAAGAGGGGAGAGAAAGGGGGGGGAAAAAGGAUUACACAAUGGACCUGGAGGAUGGGAAGAUGACAUCGUCCCAUGGACAAUAGUGGAACGUGGACAUCGAUGUCACAGUGGGCCCGAUCACCUCUUGGCUCUGUUGGAUUAAAGUAACGAUGACAUUCCAGCAAUUGCGGACCUAAUAACCGAAACCACCCUGCAAUAUCAAACUGACGAGAGUGACGUCAUCACGGACCAGAUUCAUGUUUUUUUUGGUAUUUGACUGAGGCAAAGCAGGGCGGAGCUCAGUUACGCGACACCGGCUGUUUUUCGGGGAUUGAGCGUGUGACCUUCUAGCCACCGCGCAGUCUCUCCAACCACUAGCCGCCCCCUCCUAACUGCUUCACUACCUAUCUACCACAGCACAACUGUGAUUCAGCGUCAAGCUCUCUGUCGACCAACAGCAGUACUGCCGCUCCAGGCUCAUGUUUUUGACCAAAGUCAGCUCCACGCCGGGACGUUUUUUUUUUUUUCUUGGUUUUGGUCGACCAAAACUUCCAUUCCAUUUCUACCUGAGAUUUUCACUUUCCCCUUGCAUUUCUCCUAAUCGGUCCUGUGACGGCGUGAACGGCAGACCUGACUACGCUGGACCGACGGUGUUCAGCUCUGGAAGGGAGGGGGGGGGGGACCACCGGGGAGGAGAGCAUGUUGUCUAUAAUUAAUAUCACAUACCCCGUCUUCAUACACCGUAACACAAGACGGACCAAGUCAUUUCCUCUGCAUGCGCAUUAAAUCAGUUGGUCCCGUUCGAGCGUGAGUGUGCAGCGGUGUUGAUGUUUUGAGUGAGGAAACAGCUGCUAGCCAGCACAGAUAACUGGAAUAAGUCAUUCUCAUAGCAAGAGUGUCGGACACGUCCCUCCUCUGGAACUUCGUACAAUCAUUGAACUUGUUUUCCGACUGUAAUAAAGGCGCACAAAGUUAGCCACGGUUAACUGGUUUUUGAGGCCCAAAACUUUGCUCUGAAUCUUGCCCCCCCCCCCUGCACGCUCUUACACUCUCUCUCUUACAUUCUCUUCAUUAACUUUUUACUAUUAUAUCAUCUUGCUUAUGAAGGAGAGGUGUAUGUCGAGGACUUGGCAUAAAUGCAGUUCAACGAAUCUCAAUGUCGCCCCCUGCUGUCUAAAAGAAGGCGAUAUGAACUCCCAUCACUUGAGGUUUCACUGGUGUAGACGUGGCGCGAGUCUCUCUUGAUUAUAUGCUUGGAAUGAUGCAUGGUUUCCCCCCAAUAUUGGCAUUUUAUUGAUAGGAAAACGAGUCCUGCAGGGACUUAAAAUGGCUUCUGCGCUGUACUUGCACUGCCCCCAAAUUAUGCACACUUAUUGCUCCGAGAAAGUUGCCUUUGAUGUAAAGAUACAGCGAGAUAUGCUUCAAAAUGUACAGAGAGGAAUGUUGGAAAAAGCCCAAUUGAAAUCGAGACAACUACAAAAAGAUAUCUUCCGUAUUUUUUAAAGAAUGUUCACUAUAAAGAGUUUUUCCUUCCGUAUAUUGUCUGAAUUGGCUUAUUAAAGAGCAUUCAUUUGAUUUUUAAUAAAAUGUCUUGCCCCGAUCUAAAAAGCCAGCUGGUACCUACGCCGGUAUUUAAGCGUCCAAAUCGUUAGUAUUUAAGCUUUAAGUAUUUGACAAGCUAGUAUUUUCUUUACACAUUGUUUAAGCUACAUUUUUGUAUUUUCAUGUAUUUUUUAUAUAUGGAUAUAUUUAAGAUCUUCAAACCUUUCUUCCUUUUUAUUAGAAUUCAAUAUUUUUUUAGAAUAUGCCCCUCCGUUCGAAACGACCACAGCUUGAUGAUUUAUGAAGUAUGUACCAUAAGAUUGAACACUUUCCCAAUGUCCAGAAUGUUGAGACUGAGAGACCAAGUGAUCAUAAAUACCAUGCUCCAUACCAUACUAAAACAGUAAAAGUGGCCGGUGAACUUGAGCUAUUAUAGCUGGUGAAAAGGGUGUUUUUUUUUUUUUUUUUAUGGGUGUGACCCAAAUGAUGAUAGUGCUGUCCCAAAGACUGAAUGCAUGUAGUUACAGUGUGUCCUUUACACUGCACAUCCACUGCGUCAUAAACCUAAGCGCUGAUGGAAACAUCCAGUUUUCCAGCGUAAAAUGUAAUUGGCUCGACCGAUUGUUGGAUAACAAAUCAAGAUACCUGUUAAAAAACAUACAAACUAAAUUAUAACUCAGACUUUUUCGAGGUAUUGGGAUUUAAUCCAGCAGCUGGGCUGCAGUUAUAUUUUCUGUUAUCAAAGCAGAGUUCUGUCUCACUUUAGCGACACGGGACGUCCCAACAUGCAGUGUAAACUCUGCAUACGUUUCAUUCUCAUGACUCCUGAUGUACGACAGUACACGUUUAAUUACAGCGAGCGUGUUUAUGUGCACACAUGAUAUUAGACAGUGGUCUUGACUUGGUGCUCAGUAGUAAUGCAUGUAAACACAUUGACAUUUUCUCCAAAAUGACACUUCACCGAAGGUUUAGUUCAUCAUCCGUUGGCUGAGAUGAGGAGUCCAGAAACCCUGGUGUUUAUUCAAACGUAUCGUCCGCAUCCUGCAGAGACGUAACGAUUCAAGAUCUGUGUUUGAUACACACUUGAUGGAUGACCACAGAAAAUCAUGAAGUAUACUGCUUUUUAGGAAAACCCUUUUCUUCAUUCAUCGAGCAUCUGUCAAAUUUGUGUCACCUGUAAGCAGACUUGAGACGAGCCCAACCAGUGUUUGUCUCUCUGUAUGUGUAUCUGUCCGUCUGUCCUGUCUUUUUGCUGGUCUGUCUUUUUGUCUUUUUUCGUUUAUUAGGGAAACAGUUGACUCUGCCAAGGUUGGUGCACAUGCAAUGAAAAUACAGUGUUACCUUUUUAAGGUUGUUGCAUCACUGCUGACCCACAUAUUUGUUCUAUGCAGUGGCAUCAAAUAGUUUGGACGAUGUAUUCAAACCUGUUUUCUGAUGGUUGGAUACGCUGUUUUAUGAAUAUUGCCAGGGUCCAACAAAAGCCUUUGUAUCAACUGUUUUUUUUGUUAGUUUAAACGAGUGCCACCAACAUUGCACAUUGGACAAUUCUGUUUUGGAGACGGACGAUGAGACCAAAUUGGGUUUCAUGUAGGCCACAUCUACAUAUUUUGAGGGUCCACAUUUACAGAUUCCAUGUUUUCUUUUUUUCUUAUUGUGACAAUUGUGUAUCCCCAAACAAGCCUCUUUCUGAUGAAUUCUUAAGAAGGUUGCUUGUUGGAGAAAAGUGAAGUUUCUACAUGUCACUGGUGAUGCUAUUGUAUAGAUGUACUUUUUAUUUUACCGUACAUGCUGUUCCUUUUUUCUUGCUAUCAACGGAGCGUAUUCCAUUAGACAACGGGCUGUUAGGAUUUCGGUCUUCUUCAAACAUUGAGGACGAUCUUCAUAUAGGCUUUUCAACUAGUCUACAUAUACACACAACUUCUUACAGUGUACACUAAUAAAGCUGUUUUAAUUCAA